Strongyloides ratti is the source of this 942-nucleotide messenger RNA. RefSeq names its product Nematode cuticle collagen, N-terminal domain and Collagen triple helix repeat-containing protein. The record is from RefSeq and is a predicted model, not a curated record. The coding region runs from base 1 to 942 and encodes 313 amino acids. Lineage: Eukaryota; Metazoa; Nematoda; Chromadorea; Rhabditida; Strongyloididae. The transcript is spliced from 2 exons. Gene Ontology annotation, molecular function: structural constituent of cuticle.
AUGGAUGAGAAAUCUACUACUUCUACUUUUAAUUCUAAUAGCUAUUUAAUCAACGAGGAGCAAAGACAAAUGAAGCGAGUUGCUUUCUUUGCUAUUGUUGUAUCAACAGUUGCUGUUAUUGCUUCAGUCGUUACAUUACCUAUGAUAUAUAGCUAUGUUGCUUCAUUCCAAUCACAUCUUAUUAUGGAAUCUGACUUCUGUAAAACACGUUCCCGUGAUAUGUGGUCUGAAAUGUCUGUUCUUUUCAAAAAUACACCAUCAACAGUUCGUGCUAAACGUCAAUAUGGAUCUCCAAACCCACCAGUAGUUUCUAAUGGAUAUGGUCCAGUUGCCAAUCCAGAACCAGCACCAACAUGUUGUACAUGUCAACAAGGACCACCAGGACCACCAGGACCUCCAGGAGAUGAUGGUCCAGAUGGUACUGAUGGUAACCCUGGUAUUGAUGGAACUAAUGGACGUGAUGGAGCUGUUUUAGGAUCAGCUAUCAAUGCUGAACCAUGUAUUAUUUGCCCACCAGGACCACCAGGUCAACAAGGACAACCAGGAUUGAAAGGACCAAGAGGACCAAAAGGUGCUGAUGGUAAAAAUGGACAAGAUGGUAAAAAAGGAGAACGUGGAUUACCAGGACCACCAGGAAGUCAAGGACCAAUGGGACCAGUUGGACAAAAGGGAGCACCAGGACAACCAGGUAGACUCAUCCAAGUUAACGGACCAGCAGGACCAGCUGGAGCUCCAGGACCACAAGGACCACCAGGUGUACAAGGAAUUCAAGGACCACCAGGAACUAGCCAACAAGGACCUCAAGGACCACAAGGUGAUGCUGGUGCACCAGGACCACAAGGAAGACCAGGAGCACCAGGAUUACCAGGUGCCCGUGGACCAACUGGAGAACAAGGAACUUGUGAACAUUGUCCAACUCCAAGAACCCCACCAGGUUAUUAA